UACCAAACCUUGAAGAAUCUCUCUCUAUUGGUUCACCAUCAUCCACUUUCUAAUCCACCUCAACUUACUUUACAAAAUACACGAGCCUAUCCUGUACAAUUAUUUUUGCUCCUCAGCAGGUCCUGCAGGUAGCAAGCAAGCGUUGUCGGUAUUUACACUGAAGCAGAUCUUUCUAAUUUUUGGGGUCGAGGCUUUUGCCUGGAAACCUGCAUUUCUUCCUCGCAUUGACAUUUAUCGGAUGUGUUUCACAUUUCCCCCCGUUUCCUCCUAAAGCGAAUCUCCAAAUCUUUUCCAUUCCAGCAGACAGCAUAGCAUAUAGCAUAUAGCAUACACCAUCUGGUUCUCAAAGCAGCACUUGGAACAGUUAUGCUCAAUAUGUCUGCCGGCCACGUAAUAGGCAAUCGCAACAGCACUCCUGUCGAGUCUACCAAUACUUCAUCACUACGGCCUCCAUCUUCACGCGCUGUCGGCUCAGGCCAUCAUCUUCGAGCUUCUGCAGACAUGGCCGCAUUUUCAGGUUCACCCUCUGCCAGCCGUGGUCAAGCCAGGCCUUCAUCCGAUUUCUAUGGUACUCAACAAAUCCAAAGUCAGGGCGUCUCUGACAAUGAUGCUUCUGACUCGAUGGCUCAACAAUGGAUCGCCGACAUUGAUCAAUAUGAGAACACGUUGGAAGAAAUGGCAGCCGCAACUUUGGAUCAAGACUUUAAGGAUGAGUUGAGCGCGAUAGAACAAUGGUUCAGAGUCCUGAGUGAAGCCGAACGAACCGCUGCUCUGUAUGCUCUACUGCAACAGACAACCCAAGUACAGAUUCGUUUCUUUAUACAAGUCUUACAGCAGAUGGGCAAAGGACAUCCUAUGUCAGGUGUAUUGUCGCCCGCAAACUUCGAUAAAGGUUCGUCUUAAUAUCCGGGCUUCACAUGUCUCGUGAGAUUUAUCUAAUUAAUUAUUUGCUUCAGACCCUAUGUCAAGUCGACUCAACGAUGCAAUGAACAAAACAAAUGUUGAUGGCUCAAGAAAUUCUAUUGGUCGUCCUCCCGCUACUCCAUCUACGAAGAGACUCUCAGCGCUAGAUCCAUCUGUUAUAAAUAGCAUGUUUCCAGAUGCCGCUGCUGCCAUCGCCACCAAAAAGGCAGAAUAUACCCAGAAAAUGGGCAAUCCUCCCACCUCAAACAGAAAUAGUGCAGCAUACGAUAACCGUGUUUCUCUCACCGCACCUCUCAUCUCUGGUCCCGGAGAUUCAGCAGAUAACAACGCACCUCCCGUCUCGCCUUGGGGAUCUCGCAGUAAUGAUCAGGCAAACAGGCCCAAGUCAUCUUCAGGACAAACACCAAUGGGCCAGUUUAUGCAGCCACCUCCUUCGGCUGGCGGCUUGCGCUCUCCCAGACCAAGUCAAAUCCAAGGAUCAUCUAACCUCCAAAGUACUGUGAUUAACGCCCCAGAUAAUACUGGCUCUGAUAUGCCACUACUUUCACCAUAUAAUGCAGGGAAUGGAAACUGGGCCUCGAUGGUCAACACACCAAUGGUCCCCAACUUCAAUGCGGCAGGCAGCAACAGUCAAGCUGAUAUGGUCGCAAACGCUACGGCCAUGAAAUUGGCGGCUCUUUCCACAGUUAAUAAUCGUUUUGCUUUGGAUGACGUACGAAAGUACCGCCGUGCUAGGUCCAACGAUGGUGGACAGAUUCCACCUUCCCCUGGUCUCCACAAUAAUAUGCCCAAUGCAAACGUGGUCAUGAUUAAUGAACACGGUCAGAUAUUGAGUCGAGACCAGGUUCUAGGGCUUCAAGCUCAACAGCAGCAUUCUUUUGGAGGCAGGCAGUCUAGGCCAAGCUCCCCAGGAGUAGCCAUGCAAGGUGGAUUUGGUCAACUCAAUUUCGCAUCUCCACAAAAUAACGGCUUUCUGACGGCGUACGAUGGAGUUUCGCCCCUACUCAACAAUGGCAUGGCUAACUUAAGUCUCAACGCAUUUGGCAUGGGGCAGCACGAAGGGUAUCUCUCCGAUCAUAGUGAAAUGCCGCGGGGCAGGUCGCCACGAGGAAGACGGGGUAGCUCAAAGCCUCCCGAGGAUCCUACUGAUCCUAGCCUUCUCCAGGAUAUUCCCAGCUGGCUGAGGAGUUUGAGAUUGCACAAAUAUACCGAUCAACUUAAGGAUAUGAAUUGGACCGAACUUGUGGAACUAGAUGACGAAGCAUUGGAGAAGAGGGGUGUCAACGCUCUUGGAGCGAGAAGAAAGAUGCUCAAAGUCUUCGAGCAAGUAAAGGGUAAGAAUCCUGUGGUCAUUUCGAGAGUGAAGCUAACGUGAUUUUAGCCGCAAGAGCGGAGGGCAAGCUCUCAUAAUUGCUUCCAUUCUCUUCAUUUCUUUCACGCGAAUAUAGCAUAGCAUGAUUGUUUUGAGUUCUGAAUUGUAUUUGAAUAUGGGAAUAUGCAAGCAGCGGUUUGGUCAUUCAUACGGUAUAAAGAAAUGUGGGAUAUGGAUGAUGUUGGAUUCAUUCCAAGACAUACACGCGGACAGCUUGGAUCUUGAAAUGCAUAAUUUAAAAUCAUAUCUUGACAUAAGAGGAGUGGUCAAGUCCUUCUCAAAUAGUGAUAAUCACUUCAGUGAAGACGAAGAGUAAUCUUUUGUUGUACGUUCUUAUAAUUUAUUCUACACAGGCAACCCCUAGAAUAACUCUUCCACCUGUGCUGAAAGCCGGAUAGAUUGAUAUUUUUACCUUACGCC
This is a messenger RNA of Sclerotinia trifoliorum, 2716 nucleotides long. Lineage: Eukaryota; Fungi; Ascomycota; Leotiomycetes; Helotiales; Sclerotiniaceae. The record is from the annotation of a GenBank genome assembly.